AUGACUCCAAACCCUUCCCUCGUGUUGAACAAGGUAGACGACAUCACCUUUGAAACAUAUGAUGCCCCCACAAUUACUGAUCCCCACGAUGUUCUUGUCCAAGUGAAGAAAACCGGUAUCUGUGGUUCUGAUAUCCAUUACUAUGCUCAUGGAAAGAUUGGGCCCUUUGUCUUGAAGUCCCCCAUGGUUCUUGGACAUGAAUCCUCAGGUACUGUUGUUGAAGUUGGUUCUGCAGUAAAAGAUCUUAAACCAGGUGAUAAUGUGGCCAUUGAACCAGGUGUGCCAUCUCGUUUGAGUGAUGAAUAUAAACAAGGUAAAUAUAACUUGUGUCCUCAUAUGUGCUUUGCUGCUACACCUUCAGCAGAUGGUAAGAACCCACCAGGUACUUUAUGUAAAUAUUUCAAGUCUCCCCAAGAUUUCUUGGUCAAGUUACCAGAGCAGGUGACUUUGGAAAUGGGUGCUCUUGUUGAACCAUUGUCUGUUGGCGUUCAUGCUGCUCGUGUUGGUGGUAUCAAGUUUGGUGAUGUUGUGGCUGUUUUCGGUGCUGGUCCUGUUGGUAUAUUGGCUGCUGCUGUGGCUAAGAAGUUUGGUGCUUCUAAAGUUAUCAUCGUUGAUAUUUUUGAUAACAAGUUAGAGAUGGCUAAGGAAAUGGGUGUUGCUACUCACACCUUCAACUCUAAAACAGGCGGAGAUUACAAAAAAUUAAUUGAAGAAUUGGGUCAGGAACCAAACGUUGUAUUGGAAUGCACAGGGGCAGAACCAUGUAUCCGUAUGGGUGUCUUCUGCUUGGCUCAUGGUGGGAAAUAUAUUCAAGUUGGAAAUGCUCCUGGUGAUGUCACAUUCCCUAUAACCGAGUUUGGUAAUAAGGAAUUGACCCUAUUUGGAACCUUCAGAUAUGGCUAUGGUGAUUAUAAGACAGCGGUGGGUAUUUUAGCUCAAAACUAUGCUUCUAAUCUGCCUGAAAUUGACUUUGAAAAAAUGAUUACUCAUAGACUUAAAUGGGAAGAUGCUAUCAAGGCUUACGACUUGGUAAGAGCUGGUAAUGGUGCAGUCAAAUGUAUUAUUAGUGGUCCUGAAUAA
Messenger RNA from Lizanozyma spartinae, 1080 nucleotides. RefSeq names its product L-iditol 2-dehydrogenase (gene XYL2). The record is from RefSeq and is a predicted model, not a curated record. The coding region runs from base 1 to 1080 and encodes 359 amino acids. NCBI's taxonomy places the organism in Eukaryota, Fungi, Ascomycota, Pichiomycetes, Serinales, Debaryomycetaceae. The transcript has a single exon. Gene Ontology annotation, molecular function: zinc ion binding; L-iditol 2-dehydrogenase (NAD+) activity. Gene Ontology annotation, biological process: D-sorbitol catabolic process.